Messenger RNA from Phaeodactylum tricornutum CCAP 1055/1, 756 nucleotides. RefSeq lists its product with no specific name. Gene Ontology annotation, cellular component: vacuolar membrane. The transcript has a single exon. Gene Ontology annotation, biological process: L-cystine transport. The record is from RefSeq and is a predicted model, not a curated record. Gene Ontology annotation, molecular function: L-cystine transmembrane transporter activity. The annotation marks the transcript as partial. Lineage: Eukaryota; Bacillariophyta; Bacillariophyceae; Surirellales; Neidiaceae.
AUGCCCAAGAACCCUCAUCUUCCUACGGUUUCGUACCGUACCAUUUCAUCUUGCAUCGGGUAUACCUACUUCAUUUCUUGGUCCGUGAGCUUUUAUCCCCAACUUCUUGCGAAUUACCGGCGCCGGACCACGCGUGGGUUGAGUCCCGAUUUUUGUGCCCUCAACGUGCUCGGGUUCGCUUGUUACGCUACCUACAACGUCGCCAUGUACGGGUCACCCUAUAUUCACAAACUAUACCGUGAGCGUUACGGUAACGACGCCGAAAUUACUGUCCAAAGCAACGACGUGGCGUUUGCCGUCCACGCGUUUCUCCUGGCGUCGUUGACCUUGUUCCAAAUAGGGUAUUACGAUGGCUUUCGAUCGCAAACACCGUCGCGCUUUAUUGGCAAGGUACUUUUGGCAGUCAUUUCGCUAAUCUUGGCUUUCCCUAUCGUUAUCUAUUGGAGAAUUUGGAAAUCCAAUUGGCUAGACUUUGUGUACGUCUUGUCUUUCGUAAAGAUUUUUGUCACCAUGAUCAAAUACGUUCCGCAAGUAAUCCUAAAUUUUCAAAGGAAAAGUACCGCGGGAUGGUCCAUUUGGCAAAUCCUAUUGGAUUUGAACGGCGGGCUGCUGAGUGAUCUACAGCUCGUAUUGGAUGCGACGGCACUACAGGACUUUUCGGGUAUAACCGGAAACCUGGCCAAGUUCUUUUUGGGAUUUGUUUCCAUUGUUUUUGAUGCCAUUUUUAUGGUGCAACACUACGCUCUCUAUCGAAGC